This is a messenger RNA of Brienomyrus brachyistius, 7683 nucleotides long. Its product is annotated as caskin-2-like. The record is from RefSeq and is a predicted model, not a curated record. Lineage: Eukaryota; Metazoa; Chordata; Actinopteri; Osteoglossiformes; Mormyridae. The transcript is spliced from 22 exons. Gene Ontology annotation, molecular function: protein binding. The coding region runs from base 1167 to 4922 and encodes 1251 amino acids.
CUCGCUUUUUUUCAUCAAGAGGAAAUUGAGUUUUACUGAAGUGAAUAUCACAUGGCUCAAAAUGGUGCAGGGGGAGUUUAAAGUGGAAAAAAACCACAUUAAAGAGCGCCCGGCAAACACAAUUCUGGGAUGUUUUAUUCUUUCGAGCGAAAAAUUCUUCUCAUUCUUUCAUAUUUUUAAUGAAGGAAUUCAUGAAAUUCUUUGCACGAUUUUAUAUAAGUAUAGUAAUGUUAAAGUAGUAAUGACCUAACCAGCGAUUCGACUAACUUGCAUAACUAAGCAAAAUGCAUAUACACCAAUCUUGCGGGGAUUUAAAAAUGGAAACGUGCAGGCAGACUACGGGAAAGUGGGAGGGACCGAUGGUACGAAAUCGCAGUUGGGUUUGGAAAGAUGGCAAGCGGAGUUUUUGGGUUUAGUCAGUAAGGAAACACGCUGAACGCUUUAUAUUUUAACCCGGUCGGCUCGCAUCGAGGGCUGAAAACCCAUUAACAUUCGACUAGUUCGCGGUGCGAAUCAGCAGUUAGUGAUCACGGCAAAGCGGGCUUGGAACCCAGCUGGAGACCCGAGGACUGCAUCCUUGGAAGUUGCGGACACCCACAUAAACCAGUUACCGUACCUGGAGAUGCGCUGCUCGACCGCGUACCAAGACUCUGUGUCACCAUCACUUCGGUACAAUACGAUCACUGCUAGCUCAGCCUUAAUUUGACAGAUCUGCAAGCCGCACUCUGAUGGUUGCGACUCAGCGAAACCUGCCAAGGACACGACAUCCAAGGCCAGCUGUCGGUCUGUUUCCUCAUGAUGGAUCAGAUCUACCAAGGAAGUCCAGAAGCAGGGAAAACAUGGCAGUGAUGAUACCCUCACGGCAGAUUUCUCACAGGGUUCAUGACAGAGUUUUAAAAAGCUUUGCGGAUUGAAGCACACUGCUACUGGACGCCUUUGAAACUCUUGCUCUACCUUUCGAAAUCAAUCAUGGCUGCCGAAACCUUUCCCUCUGCGUUCUUGUACAUUAUGUGAGCAUAAAAUGAAUCCUUGUUGCUGUUUUCCCCUUCAUCUGAAGAAGUUUCCAGGAAGCUCUUGACUGACAGCUUGGGCCAGGUCCAGCUGGGUUUCAUGUGUGCUUUGUGGAGGCCUGAGUUGGUGGCUUGCUGACCUUCAGCACGUGAGCCAUGGGCAGAGAGCAGGACCUCCUGCAGGCGGUGAAGAAAGGAGACGUGCCAUCGACGCAGAGGCUUCUGGCCAGGCAGAAGGCCGGGCGCAGCAAGCUGCUGGGUUCUACGAGGAAGCUGAACGUCAACUACCAAGACUGUGACGGGUUUUCAGCGCUACAUCACGCAGCCCUGGGGGGCAACAUCAGCCUUCUCUCUCUCUUGCUGGAGGCCCAAGCUGUCGUGGACAUCAGGGACCGGAAUGGAAUGAGGCCGCUACACUACGCUGCAUGGCAAGGCAGGCCGGAUCCUGUGCAAGUGCUGCUGAGGGCCGGCGCCCCCCCCAAUGGCCCCUCCCAGGACGGCCACACCCCUUUGCACUUGGCUGCCCAAUACGGGCACUAUGAGGUGUCUGAGAUGCUGCUGCAGCACCAGUCGAAUCCAUGCAUGGUGACCAGGGCUAAGAAGACGCCCCUGGACCUGGCCUGUGAGUUUGGCAGGCAGAAAGUGGCCCAGCUGCUGCUUAGCAGCAGUAUGGUGGGGGCGCUCCUGGAGGGGCCUGGGGACUCGGAACACGGCUCCAACACCCCUCUGCACCUGGCCGCUCGCAAUGGCCACAAAGACGUCAUCCGGUUACUGUUGAAGGCGGGCAUCGACAUCAACCGAACCACGGAAUGUGGCACGGCACUGCACGAGGCUGCCCUCUAUGGGAAGACGGAGGUAGUGCGCCUGCUGCUGGACGCGGGGGUGGACGUCAACAUCCGUAAUGCUUAUAACCAAACGGCCCUGGACAUCGUCAACCAGUUCACCACAUCGCACGCCGGCAGGGACAUCAAGCAGCUCCUCAGAGACGCCUCUGGUGUGAUGCAGGUUAGGGCCCUGAAGGACCACUGCGACCUCCACGACCCCACGGCCCUCAAUGUCCGUGCGGGUGACAUCAUCACGGUCCUGGAGCGCCAUGCGGAUGGCCGGUGGAAAGGCCACGUCCAUGACAGGAAACAGGGCACCGACCGGGUGGGCUACUUCCCCCCCACCAUCGUGGAGGUCCGGCAGAGCCAGAGAUCAGGGGGUGCUCUCCUGCGGCAUGUGUCUCUGCCCCCCCAGCGACAGUACUUCCUGUCCAGGCCCCCUGUGGGCACGGACCUGGGCUCCACCCCCCAGACGGAUGACAGCUACAGGCUGUACAUACCAUCCAGUGGCUUGGAAAGUGAGAGCACAGGCUUUCCUGCAGAUGACCUCUCUCGGCCUGCCAACGCCAGCGAGGAUGUCUGGGUUCUCCGGCACUCCCUCACAGCGGGUGACCGGAGCAGUGUGGCCAGUACGGACAGUGUGGGCAGCACCCGCAGUGCUGGGAGUGGCCAGAGCUCCGAGAGCAACGUGGCCCACAAUGCACUUCAGCAGCUGGCCAGGCCGCACGACACCAAAACGCUGGCUCCCCCUGGUGGUGACUCCUACAAACAGACGGACCAUCGUCCAAGUGUUCUGCGCCGGCAGGGCGGUGGAGGAGCCCAGGAGCAGCCUGUGCGUCCUGAGCAGCUGCUGAAGGUCAAGGAUGGUGAUGCCAUCUACCAGUGGCUGAGGGACUUCCAGCUGGAGCAGUACACGGGCAAUUUCCUGAGUGCGGGAUACGACGUUCCCACCAUCAGCAGGAUGAGCCCUGAGGACCUGACAGCGAUUGGAGUGACCAAACCCGGACACCGCAAGAAAAUAUCUAUGGAGAUCGGAAACCUGAAUAUCUCUGAUUGGCUGCCGGAAUACAUUCCCUCAGACCUGGCUGAGUGGCUUGGUACCAUCGGCCUGCUUCAGUAUCACAAGAAACUCACUGACAGUGGCUACGACUCCAUGGGCAUCGUGCAGGACCUGACGUGGGAGGACCUGCAGGAGAUCGGCAUCACCAAGCUGGGUCACCAGAAGAAGAUAAUGCUAGCUGUGAAGAAGCUGUGUGAAAUUCAGAGGGCCCGGGUCCAGGCUGAGGCUCUCGAGAGUGUUCGGUGUGCCCCCCCUCCUCUGGGGGUGUCUGUCCAGCAUGGUGAAGUUGCCAUUGAGGUGACAACGGCCUGGUCCGAUGGUUCUAUCGCCGACCAAAAAGAGCUUAUGGGCAUGAGUACGGCCUGCAGGUCCGUCGGCCAGGACAGUGCGGUCACAUCACUGCAUGGCGAUAGGGCCACAGUCAGUACGCAGAACGAAUGGAAUGUUCCAGAAGGUAGGACAAACAGGCCGGCCAAGACUUCACGGGAGCCAGGCACUCUCACACUCAACUCCCUGCUCGCCCACAGUAUUCGGGCACCGCCAGCCUGCUUUGCUCCGCGGGCAAAUGCUCGCCCCUCUGGGUCCGUGAUGCCACCUCAUGCCAGCUGCUGUCCCCAAGGCUUCUCGCCCCACACUGUCUUUAGCUACCUGCACUCUCAGUGCGGUACCUCAGGCCCAGAAGCCACCCGCUGGCCUCAGAGACCAUCCCGCCACACCCUGUCUGAUGGGGAGCCUGAAGAUGAAGAGGCUUCCUCAGCUCCCUCAGGGUCUCUAGGUUCAUACGCCACGCUGACCCUCCAGUCCGUUCACGGCCGGCCGGACCACCCACUGCACUCGGCUCCGGGGCGUGCAGUGGGCCGCAGUCGCUCCUUCGUCAUCCGUGCUCUCCGGAGAGGCCCACCCCCGCCCCCCCCCAAGCGCUUCAGCUCCAUCAGGACCAGCUCCAGCUCCAGCUCCCCAGGAAUGAGUCCAUCGCACAGGAUGCAGGACGUCGCCAUAAUGAGAAGCCUCCCCACUGUGCUAGGGACAGCCAGGGGGGGUCUGAACUACAAGUGGGACAAGCCGGGCUGCCUUGAGGAGGAUGCGGUACCUCCCAAUCCACGUUCCUGCACAUCCCUGCCAGAAUCGGACCCAUCCACUGAGGCCUGGGACCCCAUGGCAGGCCGGAGGAGAGCAGCCAGCGAGUCUGAAAUUGGCUUGCUGGAAAGUGGGCGGAGCAAGGGCCUGGAACGCUGCUCCUCCUCCCUGAACAGUUCUAGUGAGUCUAUCCCAUUUGCUGAAGAGGGUAACCUCACCAUCAAGCAGCGACCCAAGGCUGGUGGCAGCAUGAGGCUGGAUGUGGUGGACCCCGUCAGCGUCGCCAUGGUGAUGGACCAGCAGACCAAGACCCUGGAAUUCAACCUGAAGGAAUCGGACACGGUGAAGCGCAGGAAUAAGCCCAAGGAGCAUGCUUUGGAGGGGGAGGAGCCUCAUCUGGUGGGGGAGGGUGCUCACUCAAAGGGGGAGGAGCAUUGCUUGGAGGAGGCGGGGCAGGAUGAAGCCGACAGUACAGGCUGCGAGGAGGAUGCCUGUCUGAAUCACCACUGGGUGGAAGGAGUGAGAUUGCACAUCAGCGAGGCUGAGCCGGACCCCCAGGGCCCUGAAAAGCAUCCACAAGCCCACGUCUGCCCAAAACCCGCAAGUCCUCUCCUCCAGUCCAUUGGUACUUCCAGAGCUGACCAGCAAUGUUGUGCAGGGGGCGCCAGAGUCACAGCAGUGGGCCCCCAGCAGAUAGGUCCACUGAACAAGCUGCUGGGAGCAGGAAAGGCGCCGGUCUGUGCCCCCGAGCCAGGCUCUGCGCUGGCCCAGAUGCGCCUGGAGCAGACCAGCACCUCCCUGGAAGCUGCACUCAUAGCCGUGGAGAGGAAGCUCUCUCUGGAAAGCUCUGAUGGCGGGGACGACGCUGUGGAAUCUGCCGGGACCAUCCUCAGCGACAUUGGCAACAUGUUCGAUGACCUCGCCGACCAGCUGGACGCUAUGCUCGACUGACCUCCGCCCCCUGACCCCUGGUAGAGUCAAGUGCGGCUCGACAGCACCUUCUGCAGGUGCCUCUGGGAAGCACACCGUCCCCAUCCUCCGGCUAUCUGAAGACGUCUCUCUGUGACAGUCAUAUAAGAAAGCAGUGACAGGGUGCAUCAUGGGAAAAGGAACCGGAAAGGAAAUGUGAGCCCCCCCCUUGCUGGUAUUUUCCACGACUUAACAGGAAAUGAUGUGACCGCUGAAGGCACCCCAGCCACAAGACUCUGCGGCGGACGUAUGUCCUGUCACGUUUGCUUAUUUUCUUUUAAUCAUUGUUCAUUAAGCAUCGUUUUCCUUCAGCCAGUGCUGCCUAAACCCUAUUAUAUGGUACCUGUAUGUGACUGGGCCAUGGGGCGAGUCAGAGGACAGGAAGCAGUAAAAACAGGAAGCCCAUCUCCACUGUUUCCUGUAGGGACAGUGGCGGUUAGGGAAUUUGACUGGAAAAGUCACUGCCUCAGAUUCCUGCAGGGUUCUUGCUGUUGUACCUUAGAGUAAAGCACUUAACCCAAAUCAGUCCUGUACAUAUUUGUUUAUAUGAAUGACAGUAUUAGACUGUACGCUGCAUCAGCAGGCUAAGAAACUGACAAUGGCGUUUUUUACAAUGGUGCCUUUUCCUCUGAGCAGCAGAUCUUCUGAACAGCUUAGUUACAUCAUGGCUUUGCAGAAGAUCUGCUUCCUCCACUCUGACCUGAUUCAGAGAGAAAUUCCCCUGUUACAUUCCGUUAAAGACAACUUCUGUUCUGAGAAAAGAGUGUCUGUGACUGUCAGCGAAUCCUUUUUUGAUUUUAGGGAGAAGAUUCAUUUAAGUCUGGAAUUUUUAGACUAUUUAUUUGCUUUUGAAAAAUAAAUUACCAUGUAUCGUCUGUUAACGUUAAGCAUACGUACUACACCGUCACUUUGAGUACUGGUUCAUAACUAAUAUAAUACUCAUUUCAGCAGUUAGCGAGGCUCUGAGCUAUACAGCUGUCUGGAGAUGAAUCACUUCUGGUAUAAGAUAAGAAAUAUGAAAACUUCCCUUUCCUGGCUGCGGACAUCUGUAUUCCGAGAUCCGCGUAUCCUUUAUUAGUUCCGAAUUAGAACUAAAUAAGAUUUGGAUUUUUUUUGUUUACUGUGAAAUGUGUUAUUGCUAAUGCUGCAUAACCCCUGUGAAUGUGCUACUGGUGGGUACAGUGCUGCUGGUGGGUACAGUGCUGCUGCAUUGCGUAUUAUCUGUGAUUCCCAGUUGGUUGUGUGCGAAUGGCGGUACUGUACUGAGAGGGUCCUGUUCGAGUGCCGAUAAUCGCCAGUGGGGUCACAGUGUGGGUUCAGUGUUCAGUGUCGACUGCCAGUGGAUCAGGAUCCGUUUCUGCGUUUUGGGUUCUGCGUUUUGGGUUCUGCAUUGUGGGUUCUGCAUUGUGGGUUCUGCAUUGUGGGUUCUUCGUUGUGUAGCUUCACUCAGUUGUUCAGGUUAGUUUCAAGUUGAACAGUCAAACAGAAGAUCCUGCGUUUCUGAUUACGGUUACAGGGCUAAUCAUAAUACCGAAACUGUAUGUAGGAUAUGACUGACACUGGGGGGCGUUUCUGUGAUCGCACGCAUGAACACAUACACAAUAGCAGAAAAGUAAAGUUGCGAGUGACGCAGAUGGGUGCAGAAACAAUAUUUUUAUUUUAGAAAAGCAGCCCAUUCCGUGGAUGAGCACACAAGCGGUGUGUUGAGAGGGUGCCACGCGUGGCUCAAGGUUUCCCUGACAACCGAAGGGGGUGCACUUCCGUGAGCAGUCCUACCUGUGUCCUACUUAAGAUACAGAUGACAUGUGACGCGUCGAUAUGAGCGGCAAAAGAAGGGAAGCGGAUGUUAAAUAAAUCAAUAAUGACAUGAAGGGUCUGUGGAGGAGACGCUGCAUUUGGAGCAGGUUUAUUUCUGGAAGCACUAAUAUGGCGAAAGUUCAUUCCGGCCACAUUGAGGGAAGGGGUUUGGUUUGGAAUCAUACGGACCAAAAACUAACCAGCAAAGCACAAGGUAAAGAAUAAUAGUUUUUAAAACCUUAAUUACAGUUAAAUUACAGGUGCCUGAAUCACAAGACUACUCAGUCUACCACGCGCGCGCGUGUGUGUGUGUGUGUGUGCCUCCUGGCUUGUAAUAGCUACAUGUUCACUCCAAUCAUACACACACACACAACAUCUGCCAUUUGACUCAAACAAUCAAAUAGUAAGAUGUUUCUUUGUACAGGAGAGAUUAGUCUGACCACAUCAAGGCACACUGUGUCACACUCACUCUAUCUGCCCAUCCAGUUCCCCCAUGUAUGUAAGAAGCGUAAUGCACACGCACGCAUGGACACGCAUGCAGACACGCAUGGACACGCAGGCAGACACGCAUGGACACGCACGCAGACACGCAUGGACACGCACGCAGACACGCAUGGACACGCAUGCAGACACGCAUGCAGACACGCACGCAGACACGCCACCAGGCCCUGAACAGCAGCUAUGAAACAGGCUGCUUUGUUCGUCGCUCCCACACUCUGUCUCACCACAUCCUGCCUAAUUUUCCUCUGACUUAUGCUCAGUUUAUACAUCGAGUGAUAGAUGCAAGAAGACGGUUCAAAUAAGCCUGGAAUGUGUACUGAAAUAGCCUGGGGGGGGGUAUUACGGUAAUAUCACAGCAUUUUUAAAUUCUAGCAAAAAAAUUUGCUGCGGGGGUGGUGGUCCCCCAUUAUAAAAUACGCCGUCCCCCCCCCCCCCCUCAAAUUUG